Carlito syrichta (Philippine tarsier) is the source of this 2191-nucleotide messenger RNA. RefSeq names its product septin 5 (gene SEPTIN5). The record is from RefSeq and is a predicted model, not a curated record. The transcript has 10 exons. NCBI's taxonomy places the organism in Eukaryota, Metazoa, Chordata, Mammalia, Primates, Tarsiidae. Gene Ontology annotation, molecular function: GTPase activity; GTP binding; molecular adaptor activity. Gene Ontology annotation, biological process: regulation of exocytosis; cytoskeleton-dependent cytokinesis. Gene Ontology annotation, cellular component: synaptic vesicle; cell division site; microtubule cytoskeleton. Bases 10 to 1239 code for a protein of 409 amino acids.
GUCGCCGCGAUGGACUGGCUGGCGGCGCCCCAGGACCGCCUGGUGGAGCAGCUGUUGUCGCCGCGGACCCAGGCCCAGAGGCGGCUCAAGGAUAUCGACAAGCAGUACGUGGGCUUCGCCACACUGCCCAACCAGGUGCACCGCAAGUCCGUGAAGAAGGGCUUCGACUUCACACUCAUGGUGGCAGGUGAGUCAGGCCUGGGGAAGUCCACGCUGGUCCACAGCCUCUUCCUUACUGACUUGUACAAGGACCGAAAGUUGCUCAGUGCUGAGGAACGCAUCAACCAGACAGUGGAGAUACUGAAGCACACAGUGGACAUUGAGGAGAAGGGCGUCAAGCUCAAGCUCACUAUUGUGGACACGCCAGGCUUCGGGGAUGCCGUCAACAACUCUGAGUGCUGGAAGCCCAUCACCGACUACGUAGACCAGCAGUUCGAGCAGUAUUUUAGGGAUGAGAGCGGCCUCAACCGCAAGAACAUCCAAGACAACCGGGUGCACUGCUGCCUGUACUUCAUCUCCCCCUUCGGGCAUGGGCUGCGACCAGUGGAUGUAGGCUUCAUGAAGGCAUUGCACGAGAAGGUGAACAUCGUGCCUCUUAUCGCCAAAGCCGACUGUCUGGUCCCCAGCGAGAUCCGGAAGCUGAAGGAGCGGAUCCGGGAGGAGAUUGACAAGUUCGGGAUCCAUGUGUACCAGUUCCCCGAGUGUGACUCAGACGAGGAUGAGGACUUCAAGCAGCAGGAUCGGGAGCUGAAGGAGAGUGCACCCUUCGCCGUCAUAGGCAGCAACACAGUGGUGGAGGCCAAGGGGCAGCGGGUCCGGGGCCGACUGUACCCCUGGGGCAUCGUGGAGGGUGAGUUCCAGCACAGACGCGGGGCGCAAGGGGAAAGGCUGUCUGGGGCCAGCACCCAUUCUCCACAACCCUGCCCACCCCCACUCCCCACAGUGGAGAACCAGGCGCACUGCGACUUCGUGAAGCUGCGCAACAUGCUCAUCCGCACACACAUGCAUGACCUCAAGGAUGUGACGUGCGACGUGCACUACGAGAACUACCGUGCUCAGUGCAUCCAGCAGAUGACCAGCAAGCUGACCCAGGACAGCCGCAUGGAGAGCCCCAUCCCCAUCCUGCCACUGCCAACCCCCGAUGCCGAGACUGAGAAGCUCAUCAGGAUGAAGGAUGAAGAACUGAGGCGCAUGCAGGAGAUGCUGCAGAAGAUGAAACAGCAGAUGCAAGACCAGUGACCCCGCCCCAGCCCCGAGUGCCUGGGAUGUGCUGCCUCUUUCCAGGAUGGCCCCUCCCACCCCGGACCCCAGACGGGCCUGGACUAGACCCUGAACUCACAUGGAUCUUGCACUGGCCUGGACCCAACCCCAGACCCAGCGUGGCCCCGACCAGACUGCUCCCCACCCAAAGACGCGGGGCCACAGCCCCCAGUGGACCCUAAUUUAUUCUCAUCAUCAGUCCCUCCCAGGUCAUUUAUAUCUGCUUCUGAGGGGCCCGGACAGUAGCCUCCUCCCGGUUGUCCCUCUCCGGCCUUGGGGAGCAGGAGCAGGAGCGAGCUACGUUGGGCCGGACUUCAGAGAUCCACUCCCCCUGGUCCUUGAAGGUCACAGCACCCAGGCUCCGCCCCGCUCUGGGAGGCGGGUAAACCAAGGCAGGAGAAGGAAACAUUCCCAGGGUGCUGGGCCUGUCCCCCCAACCCAGAGCCACAGAGCAGACUUGGGAGCCCCUCUAUGCCUGCUCCCCUGGGCCGCCCAGCUGUGCUGAGACCCCAAUUUUGUGCAGAGGUGGGCAGGGGCCUCCCUUACGCCUCACUCAGGCACCCAAGCCCAACAGGCAGGGGCGGGCGGGCGACUGGGGCAAAUGGGACCCCCCCAGGCGUCAGGAGGUGGGAGGCCUCUGGCGAGGAGGGCAGGGCAGGACACCCUUGACCACCACGCCCCUUCGUCACAGCCCGGCCAACCCGGAGGCCCCCCCGGGGCAGUGAACGAGGCCACCCUCGGCCACUCCGAGCCGUUCCCUCGGUAGCUCGAGGUCCCCUCUCCCCAGCAGCACUGUUGCGCGGUCCCGGGCCCUUGGCCUCCCUCCCUCUCCACCCGCAUGCCUCCCUCCCCUCCACCCUCUGCUCCGUUUUGUUCAGUUGUGAAUGCCGCCUCCUGUCCUGGUGACAGGAAAACAAUGUUGGUGAACGUC